AUGUCGCCUUUAAUUUUUCAUACGGUUUUAACAGUUUUGUGUUUUACAUCGACUAUCGUGGUUUCGUUUAGUUGCGUUUGUAGUCCGUCUGAAUGUGAGGACAUAUCAAAAGACGAUUGUCCAGGUGGUGGAACCGUUUGGGAUCCGUGCCGGUGCUGUAGAGUUUGCGCAAGAAUCGAAGGUGAAGCAUGUGGGGGACCGCACGGAUUUUAUGGAACGUGCGCCGAUGGUUUGGAUUGCAUAGUUGCUUCCCAUGCUUCUGGAAAACCCGUUUUAGCGGCUAAUUCCGAAGGGAUAUGCACUCACAUUCAAUCUUCAUUUUGGCAAUUAGUUUAA
Messenger RNA from Pediculus humanus corporis (human body louse), 336 nucleotides. RefSeq lists its product as uncharacterized. Gene Ontology annotation, biological process: regulation of signal transduction; regulation of cell growth. Lineage: Eukaryota; Metazoa; Arthropoda; Insecta; Psocodea; Pediculidae. Gene Ontology annotation, cellular component: extracellular region. Gene Ontology annotation, molecular function: insulin-like growth factor binding. The record is from RefSeq and is a predicted model, not a curated record. The transcript is spliced from 2 exons. The coding region runs from base 1 to 336 and encodes 111 amino acids.